Pelobates fuscus (common spadefoot toad) is the source of this 1612-nucleotide messenger RNA. Its product is annotated as endonuclease 8-like 1. Bases 216 to 1532 code for a protein of 438 amino acids. Gene Ontology annotation, biological process: base-excision repair. Lineage: Eukaryota; Metazoa; Chordata; Amphibia; Anura; Pelobatidae. The record is from RefSeq and is a predicted model, not a curated record. Gene Ontology annotation, cellular component: nucleus. Gene Ontology annotation, molecular function: zinc ion binding; DNA-(apurinic or apyrimidinic site) endonuclease activity; DNA N-glycosylase activity. The transcript has 10 exons.
AAAACUUACAGCAGUGUGCUCCAGAGAAAAAAAACAAACUACAACUCCCUGCAGGCUCAGCGGCAGCUGACCACGCCCCCAAACAAUAACAGCAACCAAUAGGAACGCAGAGGGGUCGAACGUGAGCUUUAGAAUCCGCGGAUAACCUGAUAAGAGGUGAUAACAGCCCUGGAAUUCAUUUAUUGAUACAGUUACAGCAGAGUGUUUCCGGCAAUAUGCCUGAAGGUCCAGAGCUCCAUCUUGCCAGCAUUUUUGUUAACACUAGAUGUGCCAAUUUGCACUUUGCGGGAGCUGUAGAAAAAUCUGAGGUCAGUAAGAACCCAGAGGUUCCUUUCUGCUGCCCCGACUUCACAAUCAGUUCAGUGUCUCGUGGAAAAGAAGUGAAGCUCAUCCUUACUCCGGUAGAAGAUGGACAUGAGCCCACCCACAUUCUCUUCCGAUUUGGUAUGUCAGGAAGUUUCACCAUGACGAAUAAGGCCGAAAUCCCCAAACAUGCCCACUUACGUUUCUACACAAAAGGUGUUCCUCGCCAAGUUCUUUCUUUUGUGGAUCCCAGGCGCUUUGGUUCCUGGGAAGUGAACGGUUCGUGGCAGCCAGAACGUGGCCCAUGUGUGAUGCAGGAAUAUGAAAAAUUCAGGGAGAACGUCUUGAAAAAUCUGUCCGACAAAGCCUUUGAUAAACCGAUUUGUGAGACUUUACUUAACCAGAAAUACUUCAAUGGCAUCGGGAACUACCUGAGGGCAGAGAUCCUGUUCCGGUUACAGAUUCCUCCAUUCAUGCCGGCUCGCACUGUGCUGGAAGCUGUAAAGCUACACAAUCAGAACAGUGAUCUCUCCCUUAGUAAGAAAGUGAAGAUUAAGAAGGAAAACCCAGAUCUGCUGCAGCUCUGUCAUUUGGUGCCUUAUGAGGUUAUUAAUCUAGGUGGAAAAGGUUAUGGUCCUGGUGAUUCAGAUUAUUCAGAAUUUGAGAAUUGGUUGCAAUGCUACUUUGCUCCUGGAAUGAAAUCUCUGAGAGACAGCAAUGGGAGGACCAUUUGGUUUCAGGGGGACCCAGGACUACUUGCUCCUAAAGGGAGCAAAGCACGGAAGCAACGCAAGUCUGUUGAUAAAGAGCCAAGACCUGCAAAGGUUGUAAGAACUGUAACGAAACCUAAAAUUGUUGUAAGCAAAGAGAUCAAGGUGAAGAAAGAGGAAGUGGAGGAAGCAGUGAUUGACGAUAGAGCACCCAAGGUCUCCCGGAAAAAGAGAGGACUGAAAGAAGUGAAUGGAGCGGAGAAAGAGCGUAAAGUUAAAAAAGAGAAACCGCAAAGAGGAAUAAAAGGUGAGGAAGGAGAAGAGAAAGAGAAGAUUGCUAGGAGAGGAUCCCAACGAGGGUCUGCUCUGAAAACUCCUGUUCGAAAACAGAGGGGCAAGUCUGUGUCUGAGGAGCCUAUGCCUGUUAAAGUGAGACCACGGCGACUAAAGUCUGACAGUUUGUCCUUAUCACGGGACUCUCCUAAACCAAGACCAAGGGCUCUAAGGAAAAAAGUUUGAUGUGGAAUUCCUACUGAACACACAUCUUGACCAAGUGCCUCAAACAUCUUGUUUAAUCUGUCACCGAUGCUGAAAUAUAU